This is a messenger RNA of Octopus bimaculoides (California two-spot octopus), 523 nucleotides long. Its product is annotated as neural cell adhesion molecule L1.1-like. Gene Ontology annotation, molecular function: cell adhesion molecule binding. NCBI's taxonomy places the organism in Eukaryota, Metazoa, Mollusca, Cephalopoda, Octopoda, Octopodidae. Gene Ontology annotation, biological process: cell-cell adhesion. Gene Ontology annotation, cellular component: plasma membrane; cell-cell junction. The record is from RefSeq and is a predicted model, not a curated record.
AUGGCAAACAGAGCUAUGCCUCUGCUGUCAUGCUGGAGCACCACUGAUUUUGCACUGUUACUUAUGAUUAUCCUUCAGUUGAUUUCCUCAGGCUGGCAGGGUUUCACAUCACCACUAUUCACUUCAUCAGCAAAAGAUACUGAAGAUGAUUAUGCGACUAUUUCAGAUGAAGCUUACAAUGUGGAACGUGCUUAUGGUAUUUCAUCCAAGCCAAGCACUAAUGAAGAGCAAUAUGCUGAAGCUAGUGGGCCCAGAUAUUUAGAAUUGAAACCAGCAGUUGUGGGAGAACAAUAUGCUGAAGCGAGCGAUCCAAAAUAUUUAGAAAUGGGACAACGAAACAUGGAUGGUACUUACGUUAACGUCUCAAAGAAACCAGCUGACAUGGAUGGUACUUACGUUAACAUCUCAAAGAAGCCUGCUGAUGAUACUUAUGCUAACGUUUUGAAGAAACCUAGUGGUUACCAGUGAAGGUCUAUGUUCUUCAGAUGAACAAAAGGAACCUAGAACCUUCCAGAACCGAAUG